Aptenodytes forsteri (emperor penguin) is the source of this 1194-nucleotide messenger RNA. RefSeq names its product RNA binding protein, fox-1 homolog 3 (gene RBFOX3). Gene Ontology annotation, cellular component: nucleus; cytoplasm. The record is from RefSeq and is a predicted model, not a curated record. NCBI's taxonomy places the organism in Eukaryota, Metazoa, Chordata, Aves, Sphenisciformes, Spheniscidae. Gene Ontology annotation, biological process: regulation of alternative mRNA splicing, via spliceosome; nervous system development. The transcript has 15 exons. Bases 1 to 1131 code for a protein of 376 amino acids. Gene Ontology annotation, molecular function: mRNA binding.
AUGGGAGGAGGCGCAAGGUGGCAGGGCCAAGCCACCGGGGAGUGCAGGCAGCGCCGAGGCUGCGGCCGCAGCUCCUCUCACAGGGAAGGCGGAGGGCCUGCGGCCGGCCGUGCCCGCCGUGGUGCGAGCCCGUGGCAGCGCAGCGCGUGGCUGCCGGGGCCAUGCGUGCUGCGGGGCUGCAGGCGUGAGCAGGAGAGCGUGGUGCGUGUGCACGUGUCCGGCUGUGUGUGCGUGGGGGAGUCCCGCAGCUGCCCGGCGUGGUGGCGAGGCGCUGCCAUCGCGGGGGCUGCGUGGCUGGAACUGCCGGCUGCUCAGCACGGCUUCCCGGGGUACCCGUGUUGCAUCACCGAAACUCCCGCCUUCCUCUACCUCCAACAGCCGCGGGGCCUCUCCGGCACCAGCCCCGUGGCACCGCAGACAGACGAGGCGGCACAGACAGACAGCCAGCAGCUACACUCCUCAGACAACACAGACAAGCAGCAGCCCAAGAGGUUACACGUCUCCAACAUCCCCUUCCGAUUCCGGGACCCUGACCUGCGGCAAAUGUUCGGGCAAUUCGGGAAGAUCCUGGAUGUGGAGAUCAUUUUCAAUGAGCGAGGCUCCAAGGGUUUUGGGUUUGUAACUUUUGAAACUAGCACAGAUGCCGACCGGGCACGGGAGAAGCUGAAUGGCACCAUCGUAGAGGGCCGGAAGAUUGAGGUGAACAACGCCACGGCCCGGGUCAUGACGAACAAGAAGGCUGCCAACCCCUACACCAAUGGCUGGAAGCUGAACCCGGUGGUGGGAGCGGUCUACGGCCCCGAGUUCUACGCAGUAACGGGGUUCCCGUACCCCGCCACGGGGACGGCCGUGGCCUACCGAGGGGCACACUUACGGGGACGAGGACGCGCCGUCUACAACACCUUCCGGGCUGCUCCGCCACCGCCACCCAUCCCCACCUACGGCGCGGUCGUCUACCAGGACGGGUUCUACGGAGCCGAGAUCUACGGGGGCUACGCCGCCUACAGAUACGCCCAGCCCGCAGCAGCAGCAGCAGCGUACAGCGACAGUUAUGGCAGAGUGUAUGCAGCGGCAGACCCGUACCACCACACCAUCGGCCCUGCCGCCACGUACAGCAUCGGCACCAUGUGAAACCGCGGCCGUUUCCUUCUGGGACCAGGAAGGGCAAAAAAAUCCACACACACACAAAAAAAU